AUGCUUCGCUCCAAGUCAUCUGAUCAAAAGUCUUCCUAUAAAAGGGAUAAUGCGAAUGGAGAAGCUAAUAUGCAGUUUGUAUUAUUUAAAGUUUAUAAUUUGACCAGGUCUUUUGAAGAGUUGCGUAAGGAAAUUAUUGCCUCGGUUGGGGGUGGUGAAUCUACAACUGUUACUUAUAUAGACGAUUCUAAAGAUGAAUCGGAUGAAGCUUAUGUUUCAUUGAAUGAAAAUGUCAAGGAUUUAACACAAAAUGGAUUCGCAGAUUGGGUACCGCUUGAUAGUAAAUCUUAUAUUAAUAUUGAACGUAAUUCACGAUGUGAAAGACGUGGAAAUAUUCUUACUACGACAAAAUUAAGAUCUUUUGAUGAUGAUAUUGAUCCAAGGUUAUUAGAAAUGAUUAUUGAUGAAAUCUAUGAAAAUAAAAUUGAUUUAGCCUUGGAAAAAUUAUUUCCCGGUCCAAGUAUAAAAAUUUAUCACGAAAUCAAUGAUCUUAUUAUGAUAGCUGUCGUGUUUGAAAUUCAAUAUCAUUUUGAUGAAGAAAUUGGAAAAUUAUUUGUUGAAGUUUUAAAUUCUUUAAUUGAAGAUCGUAAAAUUGAGGCUAGAUCUAACGUAAGUUAUAUUAAAAAUUUGAUUUAUCUUAAUGAAUUAUAUGGAGAAUUUAAAUCUCCUAGUUGGUCUCCAUUUGUUAAUAUUCGAAAAGUCAAAGAUAUUAGAGAUGAAGUGCCCACCAUGAGACAUACUUCUGAAGAGGAACAUCUUAUAACUAUGGAAAAGAUCACAAAUAUUGAGGAUUCUUUAAGUAAACUUCAUCCGAUAGUUAAACAAUUACAAGAAGAGGUUGAAAUUGCACAAUACAGAAUAAAUUAUAAUAUCAGACAAUGGAAGAAACCCAAGCGAACUUCAAACGUCUUGUUUUAUGGUUCCAUAGCCGCGAUGUUAUCAAUUCCUACGUUGUACCUCUCCAAUAAAAGUGCGGCUCGUGCAGUUUCUUCUAAUCGUCUCAAGGUUUCAUUCGGAUGUUUAUUAACUAUUUUAUUAGGUAUAUGGACAAAAAAGUCACAUAAUAAUUUUCAUAAAUCAAUCAAUGUUUCAAAACAACUUGACCCUUUACUAGUUUCAACGAAACAAAAUGUUGAUUUAUUGGAUAGAUGUUUAGAUGAAAUUGCUGUAGAUGACACAUCCAAAAUUAAAGUAAAUGAUUAUGAGUUUAAAGGAAGAAAAGGCAAAGGGGCUGUUAACAAUGACCAAUUUACCCUCACGAAUUCAUCAGUUUCUCGACAACGAAAGGUUAACAAAUUAAAACUUCCAGCGGACGUACUCAUUGAAAUAUUUUCACACCUAGAAGAUGAUUACAAGACAUUACAAUCUUGCGCUUUGGUUAAUAGAAUCUGGUGUGAAAAUUCAGUUCCUUCAUUAUGGUCUCAACCUUUUCAAGAUUUAACACCAUCGACCAUAAUAGAUGUUUACUUAACUUGUCUCACGGAACUUGAAAAGGCUUAUCUCGUCAAUAAUGACAUUAUUGGAAUCUCUAAUCGCAGACGAGUUCCGGUAUUUGACUAUAUCUCCUUUUUACGUCAUCUUAGCAUGGGAAACCUUUAUAGCAUAGUUCAAAGAUGGACAGAUCGUACCCAAACAAAAUAUUCUGCCUCCCCGAAACGCCGUCGGUCGAGCAUUCGAUCCCUCUCCCUUGAUUGGGGUAAUAAAGAAAUCUGGAAAGCAUAUCCUUUGUUGCUUUAUUCCGCCGGAAUUGAUACGUACCUUGCUCAAUUGAGAAGGCUGUCCAUUCAUUAUAUAACAGAUUGGUCAAUCUUUGGGUAUUUAUCGAAAUAUGCCAAGAAUAUUGAAACUUUAGAGGUUGUAGAUUACUCCUUUAAUCAAGCUCCGCAUCCCGAAGAUGAGCAGAAUUUAGCAUCGUUAAUUAGCAUACAAAAUAAUCUGAGACGGUUGGCGGCUUGUAUAAAUUUAGAAGAGUUGGUAAUCAAGAAUUGCUCAUUCGCGACGGAUGAGAUCCUUGCACCUUUGAUGUGUGCAACGUUUCCAUCACUUUGUAAAAUACAUAUCGUAGAAUCUACUUAUAGUUGGGAUAAUGUGGUGGUUUCCUUAAUACAAAAUAAUCCAACACAUCUGGAAGAGGUGUAUUAUAAACCCGUUGAUAAUCAACAACAUCAUACCAUAUCACCUACAAUUAUUGAAGCGGUGGCUCAAAAUUGUCCAAAGAUCAUCAGAUUAGGAGUUCCGAUUGCCAAAGUACAAAUAAAUCAUUUGGUUGACAUCCUAACAUCAUCCGAAUGUAAAUUAAAGAGUCUGAGCAUAUUUCGAAUGGAUCGUAUCUCGUGGGAUGAUGAGGCUCUUUGGAGGGAUUUGGGUGGUCUAAUGCCCGUCACCCUACGUCACCUGAAUAUUUGGAUAUACAUAGGUGAUAAUCCGAUGCAAUUAUUUUUACAAAAUACUACCGCCCCUCUUGAGACAUUAUACGUCCGUUGGUGGACUCAUUAUUUGGGUUACGAUUAUCGUCUGGUUGGUGCCUACUUACAAGAUAAACCUGUAAAAAUUUCGGAAUUCGUACGUCAUGUAAUCUAG
Messenger RNA from Funneliformis mosseae, 2580 nucleotides. Lineage: Eukaryota; Fungi; Glomeromycota; Glomeromycetes; Glomerales; Glomeraceae. The record is from the annotation of a GenBank genome assembly.